Westerdykella ornata is the source of this 3922-nucleotide messenger RNA. RefSeq lists its product as uncharacterized. NCBI's taxonomy places the organism in Eukaryota, Fungi, Ascomycota, Dothideomycetes, Pleosporales, Sporormiaceae. The transcript is spliced from 2 exons. The record is from RefSeq and is a predicted model, not a curated record. Bases 295 to 3573 code for a protein of 1092 amino acids.
GUACCGCGAGGCAGCAGCGCUUCCCGCGGACUCCAGGGCUUUCACUCGCAGAAAAGCAAGCCCCAAGGCGACUUGCUUGGGUUUUCUUGAGCGAUCGCGUGCCAACCGAUAGACUCCCCCAAACUCCCGCUCCAGCGCAACCUCCAACUCCUAAAGGCUCUGGCACAUCAGAUUCAACCAACCGCCGCCCCGCUUCCUCCCUUCCACACUCUCUCACCUAUCCUUUCCUUGAGACCCCUCCUCUAACCUUAUUCAUUCUGAUUCCCUUUCCCCCGACCUACAUGCAUAUCUUGUAUGUUUCCCUGCCGACUGCGCCGCCAGAACUGCCUUGUUGGAGCCGAGUUUGCUAAGAGCCUCGCCCUGCAGCCAGAGGAGACUAUGAGCACCCUUCAAGAGCCGCGAGAUAUCCUCCCUUCCUUAUCUAAGACCUCCGAGAGUCGUCUAUCCAUCAUCCCAAUCCCGGAUACCGCCGUGACGGACAGCGAGCCCGCACCGCACCAUGCGACCCUCAGCCGUUUCGAGCACAUCUUCACCUCAUAUCCUCCCAUCAUUGACUCGCUGAUCGCACAACUCCCGACCGCUUCGAUCCUGGAUCUAUACCAUACCUCACGGCAUUGGCGCGACUUCCUCAGGAUAUACCCGCUGGCAUGGAAGACGCUAUCGUUCCGCCUUCCCCAGCCCGCUGCUGGUGGUGGUCCUGGGAAUGAGACGCCCGACAACAGAGAGAGACAGUCCAAGCUCUACAAUUUCGACGCGCUCCUAAUCGAGGUUAUACGACCAUGCGGGACACGGCUGACCAGCCUGGACCUCUGCAACACCAAUGUCACGGGCAUCGAAUUGAUCGGAAGCGUAGUCAAUCCAUGUAUCGACAGCCUGCAGCAUCUGUCGGUGCGCGGUUGCAAGCAUGUCUCGAUCAAAUACCAUAUUGUGCCAUUUCUGGGCCGGUACAUCACAACUAACUCGCCCUGGGGAAGACAGAAGCUGGCACUCAAGAGCUUGUACACAUAUCGCGCCCGUCACCAUCGCCGACGACCAUACCUACCCUCCUCACUCGCGCGACGCGACUCCGACUCCGAUCCAACACAUCAACUGAUUGAGAUUUGUCAUCAGCUGGGGAUUUGGACAGACACGGCUUGGUGUCCGACUCCAGGAGGAAGAUGUUUCCGGAGAAAGGAUUACCACGCCGGGAGAGCUGGCCCGCAGAACAUGGAGGUCUGGGUGCCGUUUGACCGGCUGUGGCGAUCGAGCAAUCGCAUCGGACCCGUGGAAGGAACCCAGCGGCUAGGACAGAACGAUGGCAGACUCUGGGAAAUCGAAGAGACGGGGUACGAGGGCGAGCCGCUCGGCCCCGAAAACGGGGUGACCGCUGGCGAAGGCAAACACGUUCCUGCGCAUCUCCGGAGGAGCCAUCGGGCCUUUGUCGAGAAUAUUCAGUGCACGCAAUGCAAGGAGGUUGUACUGGAGCGUUGCGAAUCGUGCAGCGUGCGGAUGCAUUGUAUGGGAUGUCGCAAGACUCUCUGCGCUAGCUGUGCCUUUAAUCGACCAAUCCCUAAGAAGAGGGUCAGGACACGGCAUUUUACAAAUUUGGCACUUGGACUUGGCCCAUCUUUUGGCGCCAGUUCAUCAGGCAACGAUUCGUCUGCUUCUCUGGCCGAGCAAAACCGCGCCUCCAAACCGGAACCUCCGAAUAAAUUUUGGUGGGCGCCGGGUGCGACGAGGUCACCGAACCUGAUGAACGAGAAUGUGAACGAAGAUGAUUCGUCUGACUCCGAAGACGGCGGAAACUUGAAUGGCGGACUCCCCAUUCCGCCCGCGAACCGCGAUCCCCCGAAACUCAACAUGCAUUGGUGCUGUCUGGAACCCAUCUUUUCUGGAGGCGGCGGAAUCGCGGUGCUUGGAACUGGCUUAGGUGGCAGAGGUGCGGACAAGAUCCGAGCUGCACCGUUACCCCAGACGAAGGAAUAUCAGGAUCCAGAUUUUUUAAACCAGCUUCGUCCCGUCGACUACGUGCGAGAGAUGAAGAACAACGGCCUCUACGAGUAUGUGCUUGGCGAGGAUGUGGAUAUUCUCUCCUACCUGAAGCAGGAGAGUCUGGAUCUUCAAGCAAACAUCUGUCCGCGAGGGCUGUGUCAGGACUGUUACCGAACUUUUCGCUGGAAGGUGUCCUGCCGAGCGUGCAAAACGCCGAUAUGUAAAGAACACGAUUUCAGAGCUCUCAAGUUCAGAAAGUGUGGCUAUCGAGAUAUGCAUACCGAACGCGAAUUCGUUCAGUCCUAUCAUGAACCGCCUCAACUGAUCAUACCAGAGUUUAACCCCAACAAGAACGGAAAUAAUGGGAAGAGUAUGGCCCCAACGACAUCCUCAUCGAUAGACCCCGCCGAGUCGGGAGCUGCAGCGACCGACGAGGCGCCGUUGUCGCGAUCGCAGAUCUUGAUACCCACUUCAACACCAUCUGCAGCUACGUCCUCGGCGGCGCCGCCUCUGCCUCAAAAUCCUGCUACGGAUCUCUUCUCCAGCUCCACAUCCAUUCCUUUCGUUCCCGUCAGCUCUGGCCGCCCACGCUCUCUCAGCGCCUCAGGCUUGCGCAGUCGAAACUCCGCAUCCUGGUCCAACAGUUCUCGAGCACUUCAACCCAGCUCGAUUACGAACCCCCCACCACUACCGUGCACUCCGCGUCAUCCUGUGCAGUGGGAAGGUUGCGGCGCGUACUUCUGCCAAUACCCACGUCCUGUGGGCGAUCAUCGGCCACAGUGUGUGCCGCUUAAGGAAUGUUCCUAUUGUGCCGUUCUCGUAUGCGAUUCUUGCGUAGCAGCCAACCCGCCUUGCACCUGCAGCUUCUGCAAGGUAACAUACCACUGUCCAGUGUGUUCACGCAAACCAGAAGUUCGCUCGCUUUGCCGUCUUGAAGACGAACUGCUCGUCAAGGCAGAGCUGGAGCGUCGUCUGCACGAAAAGAGAGAACGGGAUAAGGAGGACCGUGGCCAAGCGGACCAGGUCGCUGAUGCGGCACUCGAGUUCUGGGUGAUGACGGGUUUGGUCUGGGAAGGGCUUGUGGGAGGUCAGGAGGAGGCCGAGGAUGGCCCGGAAGCCGUCACAGAAGCAGAACCCCCCUUGACGCCGAACCCCGAUUCUAUCACGGUGACGAUGGAGUUUGGGGUCAGCGAGGAGCCGAAUAAUGUUACGACUGUCACUGCAGGACCGGCUGCGGGUCCGCCUGCUGUACAGCAAGAACAGGGAUAUCAUGAAGUGGUGGAGGGUCCAGACAGUCAAGAGCCGGCCGGAGACGAAGCGCCAUUGCCAUCAACUUCAGCAACUUCACUGCCCUUUGUCGAAGAGUCGGCAGGGGAGGGCGGGAGUGGGGACGACGACGAAGGCACCCAGGACGCAGACCUAGAAGACGAGGACGGCAUUUUGGACGAUGAUGUCGAGCUGGGCGAUGGGGAGAGCGAGGCUUUCGAAGCCAUUAUUGAAGAAGUGUUAGUCGCUUCUACGGAAACAGCUGCUAAUUCUGGUCCGCCGAUAGCUGUUAGUACUGCGGAGGCGAUGCCGAAUACUGCGCACGAGAUCAUCUGAUUUAGAACGUGUGAGGAUGACGAAUUCGAGCGGGAUAUGGAAGUAUUCAGUCUGCAUUUGAGCGCAUUUACGAUAUACGGUCUGAUUUUCUUUGGGUCUGGCCGCCUUGUGGUCGACCGAGCGUUAGAGUGUUCAUCUGCGGGUAGGGUUUUCUUUAGAUCUUUUGCUAUUGGAACUGCGGGCAGCGGUUAGCUUUGCGAGACAUAGGGCGUAUGUGGGAGGAAUCUUCUAUGCAUACAGGUAGAGGGGAUCGACGGCACAGUUCUCCUGUUAUACUGGGUACGGAUAUCAGAGCAUGGUGGAGUGAUUGCGGUCACUAGAAUGCAGGAAGCACGACGUACGAUGCUUG